This is a messenger RNA of Bradysia coprophila, 4420 nucleotides long. It is a transcript of the gene Fancm, whose product is annotated as FA complementation group M. The record is from RefSeq and is a predicted model, not a curated record. Gene Ontology annotation, molecular function: four-way junction helicase activity; 3'-5' DNA helicase activity; ATP binding. NCBI's taxonomy places the organism in Eukaryota, Metazoa, Arthropoda, Insecta, Diptera, Sciaridae. Gene Ontology annotation, biological process: interstrand cross-link repair; double-strand break repair via synthesis-dependent strand annealing.
GUCUAUUUUGUGUUUACCACUCAAUGUUGUCGUAUUGUAAAUGAAAACAAGAUUUUUUUGCUUCACUAAAAAAUAGAUUUUGUGUUAAGAAAUUCGGAUUGUUCAAUGUUUUUGUGUCGAUUUUGUCUUUUAUCGCGUACAUUCGAUGGCUACUGCAAUGAACGUCGACGAUGAUUCGGAAGAUCUGUGGGAAAUAUCGGCUGGUGUGUUCGACAAUUACAAUGAAGACAAUGUAUUAAAGCAUUUUGAUGAAAAAGAUCAACUGAGAACGGACAGACAUCACGGUUUCGAUAAUAAUUCGGGCGAUACAUGGAUUUAUCCGACCAAUUAUCCCAUACGAAAGUACCAACACGAUAUCGUGUACAAUGCUCUGUUCAAGAAUACUCUGGUUUGUUUACCCACCGGGCUGGGAAAGACAUUUAUCGCCGCUGUUGUAAUGUACAACUUCUAUCGAUGGUAUCCGCAAGGCAAAUUAAUAUUCAUGGCACCCACAAAGCCACUAGUGGCCCAACAAAUCGACGCAUGCUACCAGAUAAUGGGCAUAUCGAAGGAAGAUACAGCCGAGAUAACUGGACAGCAGAAGAAGGAAAACCGUUUGAAACUAUGGAAACUGAAACGGGUUUUCUACGCAACGCCCCAAUCCGUGGUGUCUGAUAUCGAUGAUCCGAAUUUCCCCAUACAGAGCAUCAAACUGGUGGUCAUCGAUGAAGCGCACAAAGCCAAAGGAAAGUACGCCUACUGUGAAGUGAUUCGCAUCAUAAAGGAAAAGAAUGAAAUGUUCCGUGUCUUGGCAUUGUCGGCGACACCAGGACAAAAAACCAACGAUGUGGCCGAGGUCGUGCACAAUUUAUGGAUAUCGAACAUUGAAGUUCGAACGGAAAAGUGUCCGGAUGUGGUGCCGUAUGUUCAUAGUAAACGAAUUGAAACGAUUGUCGUCCGUCUUACCGACAAAAUUCGAACGUAUCGCGAAGAACUUUUAAACAUCAUCGAUCCGUACGUUCAAAAUUUGCUGGGAUUCGAUGUAAUCGCUGGAUCAACGAGAACUUUGCACAAAGGCUGGCUAGUGGUUCAGAAACAAAAAUAUAACAAUAGCUCUCUAGUGCAAACACACCCUCACCAUUCAGCCGUCCUAACCGAUUUUGCCUGUUGCAUCAGCUUGUAUCAUGCAUUAGAGCUAUUGGAGGGACACGGCUUAUGGACGUUCCUUAACUUUUUCGAUUCUUCGGACGAAAAAUUUGUUGUCGCUAAGGACUAUCGGCUCAAGCAACUUUUGUCAGCUGUUCGGGAAGAUCUUGGAUCAUAUCCGUUUGCCAAUGGUGGCACUGAUGUUACACUGCCAGCCGAUUUUGAUUUCGGCCAUCCCAAGUACAAUGAACUCCUGAAUUGUUUGUCGAAAUAUUUUACGGGCGCUACCAAUAGCCAGGCGAUCGUUUUCUGCGAGUACAGAGAUUCGGCAUUUCUCAUACAUCAAAUGUUGUUGCAAAGAGCAACGGGAAUUAGACCAGCCAUUUUCAUCGGUCAGGGCAGUACUUCCGGUCAAAGGGGAAUAACUCAAAGGCAACAAAUUGCAACGAUGGCCGAUUUUCGACAGGGCGUGUUCAACGUUCUUAUUGCAACUUGCGUCGCAGAAGAAGGGAUCGAUUGUGGCGAAGUGGAUCUCAUCGUUUGUUUCGAUGUCACCAAGAAUCCAAUUCGUUUGGUGCAACGAAUGGGCAGAACGGGUCGGAAGCGAAACGGAAUGGUGUGCUUGUUGGUUUCCGAAGGCAAAGAGCACGGUAAUCUGAAAGAUUCCAUGACAGCCAAAGAUUACACAAACAAAAAACUAGCAACGCAUUCCGAUGUUGUUGAUAGUUUAUGUCCGUCGCCCCGUCUAGUGCCAACCGAAUUCAAUCCGAAAUGUGUCGAAACUUUCAUUCUGGCUGGCACUGGCACGGAAGUUCAUCCGAAGACCGAAGAAGAUCGUGAUGACGAGAGACGUGUAAGUCAGAUCACAUCUAACAAACGUUCUACGCUGCAAGCCCCAACCACAUCAACAGAUUUGCGAAAUUUUUUCCGACCCAUCACGAACCAGCCAACAGUUCAUCGAAAUCUCAAUAGCGUUGUAACGACAGAAUUAACCGAGCCAGCCUGUGCCGGCAGUGAGUCAAGCGACGACCUAAGUGAUCAUCUGAAAGUGCCGACAUUCUGGGAAGUCAUGGAAAAUGAGAAAACGUCAAGCGCCCUUAAAGCAUAUGCCAUCAAGUGUAACAUUUCCGCUUGGAAAGAAAAAUUGGCAACGAAAACACUGGCACCCGUUCACGAAUCAAUCAUUCUAAAUACGAUAGGGGAUGCGUCGUGUGUCUCUAAAUUGCUGAACGGGUAUCAGCGUCAAGAACGACCUGUUCUGGCCAUUCCCGAAUUUGAUCAGCCGAACGAACCCUACGGUCCGUCAUUCGCAGCGAAACUAGCCGACCGUUUUAAUCGUCAUGGAAAAAUACAAAAAAUGGAAGAGAAAUCAGACGUUAGCUCGACUAGUAGUACAAUUUCUCAAACCAACGAUACUUUACCCAUGGAUGUGAGCGUCGGAACAUCAGAGGCUUUCAUUCCAUUUUAUGAUAAAAUCGAGUCAAAGUAUGAGGAUGUACAGGUGGCCAGCGGUACAAAAAUGUUUCCUUGCAACACACCGGUAGCAGUGAAGAGGAUUCCACUGAAAUCGAGCACACCGUUAACGUCUAAGAGGACAAGCAACAAAAGUUUCGGAAGCAUAAAAGACUCUCCGCUGGCACGAGCGUUUGAGAAAUGUAAAUCGCUCAACGAAAGUAAAAAAGAACGAAAACGGGAAAGGAAAAUGUCGACUUUGACUGAAGCGUUAGCGUUUUUGGGUAUACGUGAUGUCAUGGAUAUUUUUGUCGAUCCAGUGGAAUGUUCUGAAAGGGAUGCGGAUUCUGUUGCUCCAGAGAAAGAGAUGAAAGUAUCCCUAGACAAGCACUCCCAGUCAACUCGCCAAAAACCUAUCGCCGACAAACACACUGCAAUCGCUUCAAAGAGCGUCACUCAUCCAACAUCUCAAGAGUACACAGUCUCGCAAAUUUUGAAAAUUGUAAACCUAAGUCAAAAGUCUACAAAUGGAGAAAAAUCAGAAAUUAAUCAUUCGUCCACACCCAACAAAUCAGCCGGCAAGGAGAUUUUCAUCGGAACAAUUGAAGAUAUUUUCGGCUCCUAUGAUUCCGUUGAAUGCGACAAGCCAGAAUCCAAUGGAAAACAAUGUACCCGCGUAGAAGAAGUAGAAGAGGAGGAUGUGAUCGCGUCUUCACAACCUGUGAUAUCCGAGAUUAAGUUGCCUAGCAAAUAUUUAAGUAAUUACGAAAAUAAGAUACCAUCAAACCAUCUCGAGCUGGAUAACGGUGAUGACAUGUUUGCAUCAUUUGCAAAGACAAAUUCACCAAUUCCAACACCACCAGUUCCAACAUCACCAUCAGUUCAGAAUCUCAGCAGUCCCAAAAAUUUACAGUCGAUACGGUUCCAAGUGCCAUCAAUACGUCCCACCACCAACACCAGUUUCAAGUCACCAUCACCAAACAAUAGUACAGUGAAAACGGCUGAUCGAUCGCCGUCAGUCUUCAGCCGUAAAAUCAAUUUGACGAGGCUGAAAGCGCUUUCACUGAAGUCCAAUUCUGAGAGGAUGCCAUCGAACAGUCUUCAAAGCAAGUCACCGUUGUUUCUUAGCUGUCGCAGCCUAGAUGUUAAAUGCAACCAACGAAGUAACGAACAAGAACCAGAGCAUAGUGAUGAUGGCAGCGAAUUGGACGAACCAUUUAAAAUUCAUCGAAACCGCAACAAGCGGAAUCGUAUAGUCGACGAAACGGUCCUUGACGAUUCAUCAUCACCGAAACGCAUCACUACCAAGCCUGUGUUCAGAAAGCCAUUCAAAAAGUGCCAUUUCAUCGACGAUGAAUGUGAUGUUUCCGAUGGUUCCAGCGACGAUGAGCACGAUGCUUCCGACGCAGAGCUGAAUUCGAUCAUUUGCAAUGAAGAAGUACAUGACGACACGUCGGUCGACAUGAGAGCGAUUUACAUGCAGUCUGUUAAAAGUCCGGUUCGAAAGAAUGGCUUCAGAAUGGCGAAUCCGAAGGCGUAUCUGCACAACACCAACAUUUUCUCGCAGACUGUCGUUGAAGAAAAUGAGUCCGACUAUGAUACGUCGUUUGUGGUGGACGAGUGCAGCGAAAAUGAGGAAAAUGAGCAAGAAAUGUCAGUCCUGGAACGAGCCGAAUGGUUGCUAAAAAAGGAACGAAGGGAAAAGCGGAAAAAAUGCAAUAACAAUUCCAGUUCUGUUCCGAAGCGCCGUAAAAUUAUUGCAUUCAAUGAUAGUUCCGAUGAUAACACUUGAUGUAAGGUGAUGAUGAUGAUGUUAAAUGGAAAUAUAUUUUUUUUACAAUUA